Messenger RNA from Paramisgurnus dabryanus, 3936 nucleotides. It is a transcript of the gene thrap3b, whose product is annotated as thyroid hormone receptor associated protein 3b. Gene Ontology annotation, cellular component: mediator complex. Gene Ontology annotation, biological process: positive regulation of transcription by RNA polymerase II. The record is from RefSeq and is a predicted model, not a curated record. Lineage: Eukaryota; Metazoa; Chordata; Actinopteri; Cypriniformes; Cobitidae. Gene Ontology annotation, molecular function: DNA binding; transcription coregulator activity.
UGUGAGUGAGAGGUUCAGGAAGCUCAGUCCCUCCGCAGAAUCAGAUCUUCUUACUUUUUGCAGAGGAGACCGAAAGCAAAUGGACACUUUUCAUCCCAGACCUACAACAACUGAAAAAUGAUAUCAUAUGGUUGCAAAACAGAACAAUAUAAACAUAAUCUGAUUCGUAUCGAUUAAUAUAAUUUCACCGUCGCGUGCGCGCCUCGCCUCAGUCCAUGAGCUCGCGCUAAUCGCAUCUGACUUGCCCUUCAGGUCUAAACAUACUGUGAGUACAAAGAUGUCUAAGCCCCCGAAUUCUGGGUCUCAUUCCCAGUCUAAAUCCAGGUCUAGAUCACGGUCCUACACACGUUCACACUCAAGGAGCCGAUCUCGUUCAAGAUCCAGAAAGCGCCGCUACAGUUCUAGAUCAAGGUCCCGUUCACCCAGUAGAGAGAGGAAUUAUCCCUCCAGAGAUUUUCAGGGCAAUCGUGGGUAUAACCGUGGUUUUCGCGGCUACCGGAGACCCUUCCAGUACCACCGGGGCAGAGGGCGUGGCUUCUACCCACGAGGUAACUACCACAGAGGUGGUGGCGCCCCCUACGGUUACCGCUCCAACAACUGGCACGGCCACAGAGACCAACAGCAACCGUACGACCACUCUCACAGUCCCAGGAGGGGACGAUCUCGUUCUCGCUCUAUCCCACGGAAACGUUCAGCAAGUCGAAGUCGCUCUCGUCAUUCCGACAGAUCGUCCUCUGGACGUUCUAGACGAUCCAGCUCUUCCUCUCGCUCCUCGUCUCCACGACGACGCAACUCUAGCUCCAAAAGACCCCAGUCCAAAGAUGGCAAGGGUAGGGGUUCGCCUGGCGAGGACAAGACAGCUGCCAAGGAAUCGUCGAAGUCUAGAGGGAGCCCUCCAGAGGAAGGUUCUAGUAAAUGGGAAGGCGUAACAGAUUACGAGGCCAGCCCCAAGCGCUCAGGCAAUGCAGCAUCUACAGGUGGUCCUUCAGAAAUUAAAGUGUCCCUGUCUGGAGGCUCUGGCAAUGGUGGUCCACUUUGGCGAAGCGUCGGUCCUGCCACUAAAAGCCCACCGCCAAAGACGUCGGCCUCAUCCGGCUUUGGCUUCUUUUCAAAGGAAGAUAUAAAGGGAGGGGACAAAUCGGCAUCCAUCUCGACCGCUUUCAAAAAGUUUUUGGCAGAAAAGAAAAAGCCCUUGCCAGACAGGGAUAAUGGCAGAGGUGAGGCUUUAAGCUCAGGCGACGCCGACAACGAGAAGAUGGUCGGUAAGUCGAGAAGCUUUUUCAACGCGCCGGAUACCGAUAAGAAUCUUCCGUUUCUGGACGCAGAGGAAGAGGAGUACCGCCAGGAAAUGAAAGACAGGAAGAACGAGGAAGAAUCCAAAUACAAGGAUAAACUCCCACUCUCCGUGCGAAACUUAGCGGAGGAGCGCUUCGGGAAAUGGGACGAAGACGUCGAGGAGGAUCUGGAUGAGGAACUUUACCGCAGUCGAAAGCAAGCAAGAAAGGAAGAAAAGGCUGCCAAGAAGAAAGAAAAGAAGAAAAGCAAGAUAAGUCCAUCUGGUCUAUCGCCCUCUAGAGUACUGGAGAAUAAAAGCAGACCACUUUUCCCGUCCGGAAGAGAGGUCUCGCCCUUAACUAAAUCCUCGUCAAAGAAAGACCCACAGUUUAACUUCAGCAUAAAAGCUUUCGCGGAUGAAGGAGAAAGCUCAUCAGGUGCAUUAGCUAAAGAGAGACGUUUAUCACGGGAACUUUCAGCCCAGGGUAAAAAAGAUCACGAGGAGUUUCGUUCAAUCUUCCAACAUGUUCAGUCUGCUCAGCUUCGCAGGAGUCCUUCAGAGCUGUUUGCUCACCAUAUAGUUACCAUAGUACAUCAUAUUAAAGCACAACAUUUCCAGUCCGCUGGAUUGACUAUGAAUGAGCGAUUUGGAAUUUACCAAAGAAAAGCUGCAGAGAUGGAAACCAUGAAGCCGAAAAAGAGUCCCGAGAUCCACAGACGAAUCGAUGUGUCUCCCAGUGCUUUUAAGAAGCACUCUCAGCUGUUUGAGGAUUUUGAAGAGAGCGGCUACAAGGAUCAUGGUAAAAAACAUGACGCCGAUUCAUUGGAUCUUCGAUUGGCCAUUGAACGCCGUAAAAAAGACCCAAAAAGAGACGGAGGAAAGAGUUCAGCUGGGUCACGCACGCCCAGCCAUGAUCUCUCCCCUGAAAGAUCCUCCAAACACAAGAAAUCAAAGAAAAGCAAGAAGAAACGAGAGCGUUCUCCUUCAUCUUCCUCGUCUUCGUCUUCCUCUCCCUCUCCAUCCCCUCGUCACUACCGAGUGAGGGAUUAUCAUAUGGACGAUCAAAUGGAGGGUGGAGGAGGCUUUAAUAAGGCCCGUCUGGGGCCCAGAGAGUUCCCCGGGCACAUGGAGCGUGGACCCCGUGACUAUGAGGGUCACAUGGACAGGGGUUAUGAGAGGGGCAGAGGAGGGUACGACCGUGGAGGAUAUGACAGGGGUCGUGGGGGUUAUGACCGUGGAUUUCCAAGAAUAAGAGCUAGAGGAUGGAACAGAGGAAAUUACCCUGGCAACAACAUCGGUAAUAAUCCUCUAAAUAUGCCCGGUCCCUCACGCCCCCCGGAGGAAGAGUGGGACCCAGAAUACACCCCUAAAAGUCGGAAGUACUUCCAGCAUGAUGACCGAGACAAGGAAGCUGAGAUGAAGUGGUUGGACACUCGGGGACGUGGCAGAGCGAGUUUCCCGCGCACCAGGGGUACAUUCAUGGUUCGCAAGGGUGGCAGCAGCGGCAGCCCCAAAUGGACCCACGACAUGUUCCCGGGCACCACCGAAGAGGGAGAAAUAGCAGACAGCAGUGCAGAUCAUAGCCUUAAAGAUGAUGACAAGUCUGGGGAAAGCCCUACUUCCAAGCCAUAGACAUUGUUGUUAGCAUCUAUCUUCAUCUGUCUGUCCUUCAUGUCUGUCCUCAACAGCAGCUAGUGUGACAUGAGACACCUUGAGAAGGAAGAAUUGUCUGUCAUGCAUUACCGUAUGGGUAGAGCAGUGUGAUUUAACAUCAUUGUUUCAUAUUUUUUAUCUUUUAUAUGUUUUUUUUUUUUUUUAAGGGUGUAGGGGGUCUUUGAUGUCUUCUUUAUGAGUGAUUGUAAAAAUAAUUUGGGGGAAAAUAGGAAAUUGGUCUUUAAAGGAAAAGGUACCUUGCAGAGGACGUCUCUGUAUGAGCAGCAUGUGUUGGCUUUAAUCAUUCUAGAUUGCAAAUUGAUUUUUGUUUAAAAAACUGCACCUGUGCCUUAGGUUGAACUUGGAUUUUGCUUUUUUAUUUUGUGUAAAUCAUGCAUAUAUAAUGCAAACAUUAAUUAUUCCCCCCUUCUUUUAUUUUGAGUCCCAUUGAUGGUAAAUUGUUGUACUUGACCUAUUUUUUUAUGUACAGAUUUCUUACUAAUUUGGUUCUCGUAUAUUUAACGUCUAAUUUAAACACAUUUUUGCUGAUGAAUUAUAAUUCUAGCGUUCAGCGUAACAUGGAAAAGAGACGCAUAGCUUUGUGAAAUGUAAUUACUUUAGCUUUUCUAUAUCAAGCAAAAAAAGUUUUAGAUGAUAAUUCAUCCCAUUUUAAAGUGUAACAUUUAGCAAGAAUUUGCUUGUAACGAUGCAUUUAUUGCAACAAAAUACUGUUAAACCAACCAAAUAGUUAUCACCUGCACCUGUGUUUAAAAUGACUGAUUGUGGCAAAUUUUGCCAUCAUUACAUUUGGUGAGAUUUUUGUUGAUUUGUGCAUGCUGCACUGUACAGACAAGGUAUAAAAUGAGCUUAUAGGACUGUGCUGCUGUCUGUAGUCUAUAGAGAUGAUAAUACUGUAACCCUGUGAUUUUUCUGUUGACAUGUACAAACUGCUCAGUCAGUGCUUUUGAUCUCCAUGGUGAAUCUGAAAUAAAAACUUAUCCAAGUCA